Messenger RNA from Yamadazyma jaroonii, 1011 nucleotides. Lineage: Eukaryota; Fungi; Ascomycota; Pichiomycetes; Serinales; Debaryomycetaceae. The record is from the annotation of a GenBank genome assembly.
AUGGAUUUUUCAAUCGAAGAUAUAGAUCUUGAGUUAGAUCAUUUAUUAGAACCAAUAAAGAAACAACAUCAAGAAUUCAGGUCAUCACCGGUACAAAAAAUAUCAUUAGAUAAUCCCAGAGUGGUCUUAAAGCCAGAAUAUGAAAGUAACAACCAAGAUUUGUUCCAAGUAACCAAUUAUGAUAAUUAUAAUUCACCUUUCGAUAACUACGAACAAUUGAAUGAUAAAGAUACAAGAUUAAAUAAAUUAAUGCAAGAGUUUGAGAAUGAUGAUGAUAAUAAUGAUUGGGAGUUAGAUGAUCAAGGAAGAACUAGAAUAUUCAAAGGCAGAUUCAAGUUCAAUAUUGAUGAUAAUGAUGAAUUGGAGAAUCAAUUAGAUAGAUAUCUUAACUCAAACAAAGAGAACUUUAGUCCUACCAGAGGGCCAGUAAAGAAUGUCAAUAUAAAUAAGAGAUUAACUAACAAAAUAACCAACAGAAUCGAUAAAUCAGCAACGAAAUUGAAGGGUAGUUUUAGAUUACAGAAACCUUUUAGAGCCAUAAGGCAGAAAGGAUUGUGCAGACCAAAUCAUAGAGUGAAAGCAUCCCUUAGACCAGUAAUCUCGUACAAAGCUAAUCAACCAUCUAUAUUCCUAGUUGAUUCAUCAACUGGAUCUUUAAAUGAUGCAACUCAAUUCGGUACCGAGUUGAAUGCUUCCAAUUGUGAAGGAUUUCCUUUACCCGAAGAUGUCAAUGAAGUAGUUCAAAUACCUACCAAUGAAGAUAAUGAAAAUACCAAGAUGGCCAUCAUCAAAACCUUCAACAACAAGGUAUUCCAUGAUGAAGGUGAAAAAUAUCAAAAAGUUGGAUUUUACCUGAAAACAGAAUACGACAAUUUCUUGAAAACUUUACCAACCACUGAUGAUGGAGUAGAAGUGGUCAAUCAAGUGCCAGCAUUAUCGAUGAUACCCGACUUGAGGAAAUCAAACAGAAAGACAGUUAAGUUUGCUGAUGCAGAUAAAUUAGAAUGGUGA